CAAAGCCGGAGCGCGAUCCGCCCCCUUCGUUUGCUCUUCAAGCUGAAAAUGGCAGCCGUAACAGGGGCGCUCCGAAGGUUACUGAAACCCAGCGGUGGUUGGACCGGGGCCACCUUAUGGAGAGCAAACGCGGUGGCCGGAAGGUGUUUAUCGGCAGUGGCGAGUGGGCGGAAGUGCACGGCCGACGCGAAGCCCUCUGUGCCUCGGUUCCAUUUCAGUACUAGUGUCGCGAGGUUUGUUCCUGCUGUCACUCAGCAUGCUCCAUUUUUUAAGGGGACAGCUGUGGUGGAUGGAGAUUUCAGGGAGCUCAGUUUAGAUGACUUUAAAGGAAAAUACCUGGUUCUUUUCUUCUACCCCUUGGAUUUCACUUUUGUAUGUCCAACAGAAAUUAUAGCUUUUAGUGACAAAGCAAAUGAAUUCCAUGAUGUGAAUUGUGAAGUUGUUGCUGUAUCAGUGGACUCUCACUUCUGUCAUCUGGCCUGGAUAAAUACACCAAGAAAGACUGGUGGUUUAGGCCACAUGAAUAUCCCACUACUAUCAGAUUUAACAAAACAGAUUUCCCGAGACUAUGGUGUUCUCAUAGAAAGCUCUGGGAUAGCAUUAAGGGGCCUUUUUAUCAUGGAUCCUAAUGGCAUCGUCAAGCAUUUAAGUGUCAAUGAUCUCCCAGUGGGUCGCAGUGUAGAAGAAACACUUCGGUUGGUGAAAGCAUUCCAGUAUGUAGAAACACAUGGAGAAGUCUGCCCAGCAAACUGGAUUCCAGACUCCCCCACGAUUAAACCAAACCCAGAAGAUUCAAAAGAAUAUUUUUCAAAAGUAAAUAAAUAGAAUGAUGAGCUGUACGGGCUUAAUGAUUGAAUCUAUUUCCUGACGCCAAAAUCAAACACCUGUAAGACUAGCCAUGAUUACAAUAAAAAUCACAGAAUGUUUUCUA
This is a messenger RNA of Pantherophis guttatus, 931 nucleotides long. It is a transcript of the gene PRDX3, whose product is annotated as peroxiredoxin 3. The record is from RefSeq and is a predicted model, not a curated record. NCBI's taxonomy places the organism in Eukaryota, Metazoa, Chordata, Lepidosauria, Squamata, Colubridae. Gene Ontology annotation, biological process: cellular response to stress; response to oxidative stress; cell redox homeostasis. Gene Ontology annotation, molecular function: thioredoxin peroxidase activity. Gene Ontology annotation, cellular component: mitochondrion; cytosol.